AAAUGGAUCAAAGCAAUUCAUUGCUGAGGCACUGCAAAUUGUCAAGGAUUGGAAUUCAGAAUGGAAACCAACUUUCUUUUUCACUGAGUUCUGUGAUGAAAUAAAUUCACUAAAGGAAACAUUUCCAGGGAAACUUUCAAAUGGUCCAGAUCAUCCAAAUAAUGUUUUGAAUGCUGAAGAUAAAUUGCAAGAAAGUUUGGAAAGAUAUCACUACAAAGAGAUGUUAGGGUUUAUAAACAAUAGAAAUUCAAACAAGAUACGAUAAUUGAGGCGUGUGGUGACAUAGGGAGCUAAGCGCCACCCAGGUCGAAAUUGAGUUAAGUACAUCAUGUUCUUCCCCAAAGCCUCUACUUUCCAAGGAUGUAACUGCCAGAACCAUCCGACAACUACAACAUAGUCGAAAAUCGCGGGAAAGAGAAGGGUAUAUCGCCCGCGGCGUAUGAAGGUUUGUCAUGGCGCGCCGGGUCUCAACCCAGGAACUAAACGCCAGAUUUUCUCUUGUCCCACAUUGAAGUGGGAAGCAGAACAAAGUACCAUUAUAGCAUUAUCUUCUCCCAAGCCUCUAGUUCCAGAGAUUGUAACCGCCAGUACUAAACGCCGACACCAACAAGGUCGAAAAUGACGGAAAAGAGAAGGUAAAAUCGCCCUUAACAUGUGCGGGUCUGUCGCGUCCCCAGUGAGUCAGGAGCGGGAACUAAGCGUCAUGUUAUUGUUAUGGUGUUGGUGGUAAGGAUGGCCGCCCGGGCUGACCAAUGGCAGCCUGUCUACAGUACCGCCUCGGCAAAAUUGGGCCAAUUAGAGCUCGCCAUUCUUCCCUCACCCUCCCUCCUCUCUCCCAGCCAGUCUCCACGCUAAACCCACGCGGCGCGCCUGGAUUAUUCUUGUCCGUGUAUUUUCCUUUUUUUUUGUGUUUACGCUUGGAUUAUUACCUUCUACACUACAAUGGCAUCAACCAGCGGUGAGGGGGAUGUGCAGGGGCAUAACUUAGUGGUGAAAACAGGGCGUAAUCCAAGUGAAUGGAAGAAAAACACAGCAAAACGGAAGCGUAACAGUGGUGAAGAGUAUGAGAGUAGCGUCACUAGAAAAGUGGUGAAAAAGAAGGAAAUAGGAGCACCCUGUAGGGAUGGUUGUUUUGAAAAGAUGGGAAUGAAUAAUAUUAAGGCUAUUCAUGAGUCAUUUUGGGGUUUGGGUGACUUUAAUUUGCAGAAUGCCUUUAUUCAAAAGUUUUGUGUAAAAGGUGUGGUGAAGAGGCGCCGUGUUCGAGUGCGUGGUGAUGCUCCCCCUAGGCGUUCGUGCACACGUUCUUACUCAUUCUUGUGUGGUGAUAAUGUUAUUCCUGUGUGUGCUACCGCAUUCCGUAGUGUGUUAAGUAUCUCUACCAAGAGAUUACACACUGCUGUUGAGUCUGUGACUCCCACAGGCACGCCUCGUGUGGACCGACGAGGCAAGCACGUGCCCAAGCACGCCAUGCCUGCUUCAAGGAAGAACCUUGUAGAGCAGCAUGUGAAGAGUUUUCCUACUGUUUCUAGCCACUAUACACGUGCUAAGUCACCUCUAAUGCGGUACCUGGACACUGAUAUGACGCUGAAGAAGAUGUUUUUCCUGUACAAGGAGUGGUUGUUCGACACCAACGAGGACGAGGAACCUGUCAAGUUCUCUUAUUACAAGAAAGUUGUCCGUGGGUAUCGUCUAGGUUUUAAGCCCCCCAACACCGAUACCUGUUCAAAGUGUGACAGGUACGAGGUCAGCAAGAAGGAUGCGAGCACAGAAGAGGAGGCUGUACGUAUACAGGCUGACUGGGACGACCACCUGAGCUUCGCGAAGGAGGGAAUGAAGGCCAUGAAGAAGCUGCAGGAGGACGACGACCCCAACACAAGCAAUCGCAAAGAUCCAGCAUCAGAAACCACAAUGUCGGAUAACAGGAAUUCAGUGACAGUAGAUGGACUUGAAAUUAAGAGGAGAGUGAUACAUAUUUCACAAACUGACAGUGACAUAAUGGAAAGAGUGGAGGAGAGAGAGGAUGAUUUGAUUAUGUGUAAGAUAAAGGAUGAAGUGACCGUUAAAGAAGAAAGCAUAGACGCAGAUGUUGAAAGAUAAUUCAUACACAUAUGAAAAUUGUGAAGACCCAUUAUUAACACUUGAAUGUAAGAGUUUGUGGGGAAGUGUUUGUGACAAUUAGUGAUUUGGAGACUCACACAAGAAACCAGCAUGGCUCAGGAAAGCACCAGAAACGGGGCCAGAAACGCAAAGAACGUAAAGAAAGCCAGCCUGAGGGACUGCAUGGUCGUGGAAGGGCCUCUCGUGAUGAG
Penaeus vannamei (Pacific white shrimp) is the source of this 2309-nucleotide messenger RNA. Lineage: Eukaryota; Metazoa; Arthropoda; Malacostraca; Decapoda; Penaeidae. The record is from RefSeq and is a predicted model, not a curated record.